CCAUCUCUUUAGUGUUAGGCCCGGACCUCCCGCCCAAGUCGAGGCAAGAAAACCGACGUGGACCGCGACGCUUCUCUAGGAUCACCACCUCGUCAUCCAUCCACCGAUUUCGAAUUACUCAGCACCGAUCCGAAGCCCCAGGCGGGCGACUGCCGCGGAUCAAUCCUUCUUCCGGCAUGACAACAAUCCCCCUCGCCGAGGCGACUUCCACAUCUGGACGGGUCCGCUGUUGCACUCGAUCUCGGGCCAAUCGCUGACCCCAGCACCUCCUGUCCGUCUCGAUCUACUUACACCACAACCGCGGUACCGCCAUCUCGUUGACUGCUACAUCGCCACCCGUUAUCGAUAAGCCGAAACCCCGCCGACGGACCCCCGUAAGAGGGAGCAUUCAUCCGCCCCCCACGGUGACGAAAUAUGCCCGCCGUUCGGAAAAGGGCGAAGACGAAGACGAAGACGAAGACGAAGAAGCAGCGUCGCGAGAAGUCGCAGCAGCUAGCCGCCUCACGAAUCUUCAAGGAAGCAUUGACACCACCGCCGCUGCCCACCAUGGACCCCCAAGCGAAGCGAAACAUUGUAAUCGUCGGUGGUGGCAUCAUCGGUUCCACGACCGCCUACUUCCUCACCAGGCAUCCGAAAUACAACCCCGCCCUGCACCAGAUCACCAUCCUCGAGGCCACCUCCAUCGCGGCCGGCGCCUCGGGCAAGGCCGGCGGCCUGCUGGCCCUCUGGGCGUACCCGCAGUGCCUCGUGCCGCUGUCGUACCGCCUGCACAAGGAGCUCGCCACGGAGCAUGGCGGUAAUAAGCGAUGGGGCUACCGGAGAGUGAAAUGUGGCAGUUUCGAGGCCCGCGUCACCAAGCAGAUGCUCGACAAGCCGAAGCCGUUGCUGAAGCCGACGCCGAAGCAAGAGCCAGAGGCGAUCGAAUCCAGUACGAACGGCGUCGGCGGCGGCAGCAGCAGCAAUGGGGAGCUGGGGCAGGAGCAGGAGAAAGGCUGGGAGAAGCUGCCGAAGCAGGACGAGGCCGCCGAGUCCAUGCUGGAGGAAUCGGUGCUGCCGCGGGAUCUCGACUGGGUGGACCGCGAGGCUGUCGAGUCGUACGCGGAGAUGGGCAUGCCGGGCGCGACCGAGACGGCCCAGGUGCACCCGUACCACUUCACCCGGUCGAUGGCGGCGCUUGCGCAGGACAAGGGCGUCGAGGUCCGGAUUAACGCGCAGCUCAAGAGCAUCAGCUCGUCCGGCGACGGCGUCGAGAGCGUCGAGUACCUCGACCGUGGGUCAGGCGAGACGCGCACCAUCGACGGCGUGACGGAUGUCCUCGUCUCCGCGGGGCCGUGGACCGGCCGCCUGCUGCCCCGCUCCAAGGUCACCGGCCUGCGCGCCCACAGCGUCGUGUACGACGCCGACGUCAGCCCCUACGCCGUCUUCACCAGCAUUAAGCUCCCUGCCGACUUCGUACCGGAGCACCGCGCCAGCAAGGGCCAGAGGAGGAAACACAAGCGGGUCGUCGACCCGGAGAUUUACGCCCGGCCGGGCGGCGAGGUGUACGCAUGCGGUGAGCCGGACGAAGACGUGCCGCUGCCGGACACGGCGGACAAGGUGCAGGUGGACGAGGCCAACUGCGACGAUAUCACCUCAUACAUCGCCACAGUGAGCCCGGCACUGGCCGCGGCGCCCGUCAAGGCGAAGCAGGCGUGCUACCUGCCCCAGCACGACUCGGGCCCGCUCAUCGGCGCGACGUCGGUGCCCGGCCUGUGGCUCGCGGCGGGCCACACGUGCUGGGGCAUCCAGAACGGCCCCGCCACGGGCAAGCUCAUGUCCGAGUACAUCCUAGACGGCAAGCCCUCCAGCGCCGACAUAUCGUCUCUGGACCCGAGGCGGUUCAGGGUGUAAGGGUCACCAACUGAUACAUACAGAUUUGGCAACAUAUGUACGGUGGCGGGGGGAGAAAAGCUGUUUUCCAUGCGUUAGUGGGGGGAGAGGCGGGGUGCCAAAGGCGACAGCAUACAUGCGAUGUAUUAGAGUAAAAACUAUUUCCAACGAAGUACGAGCCAAUGAUGAAUGCAUAAAAUCUAUUAAAGAGCCCAUCCAGAUGCUAAUUCUUCAGGCGCGUCGGCGUCAUCUCGUGUGACUACCGAUCCUACUUACUAUGCCCGCCAAUACCAAGACCCAACCAAGCCGAUGCAAGCUCUCUCUCUCUCUCUCUCUUUCAUUCAAAUCAUUAUCCCGUGAAAACUCCCAGCGAAAGCUAACUAACCCCCACGGAUGCCUGUCCAUUUUUUCAGUUUCCGCCCCCCAAAGGGGGAUGAAAUGUCCCGAAUGUCUGGUAGGCUGGUGGGGGUGUUUGAUGGCGAAAAGGGUAGAGACCUCGAUCUCGGUGCAUCAUCACCCCGGGCUUUUUGCCCGAGACCGAGCCUGGGAAACAACCCCCCCACCCCCACGGCCGCGAUCGGUGGUGGGCUGGAGGGGGGGGAGAACCCCACCGACUAACUCCCACGCCGGGCAAGCGCCCGCACAUGGACGGGUUCAUUUUUUUUCCUUUCCCUUUUC
Molecule: messenger RNA, 2547 nt
Organism: Colletotrichum destructivum
Lineage: Eukaryota; Fungi; Ascomycota; Sordariomycetes; Glomerellales; Glomerellaceae
Product: Putative FAD dependent oxidoreductase, FAD/NAD(P)-binding domain superfamily
Exons: 3
Coding region: 415-1890 (491 amino acids)
Biological process (GO): retrograde transport, endosome to Golgi
Cellular component (GO): cytoplasm; late endosome
Molecular function (GO): oxidoreductase activity
Source: RefSeq, a predicted model, not a curated record